CGUCAAGCAGAAAGCGGCAAGUCAUUCACAUUCUCGCGAGGGGGAUCUUGAUUUUUAGCCCGGCUUUUGACAAGAUAGGUCUAAUCGCGAACCUUGCUUGUGUGUUUGAUUGAUAGUACGAUAUCGACAUUGGACGAUACGGCUCCAGAUCCCGGCUGCACUUACCCUUACCUUGCUGCUGAGAUCCCCUCAUCCCUGCUCCUUCUCUUUCCUUCUCUGUGCCUGUGCUCUCUUUCUUCCCCCUCGGCUUCUCUCUUGACUCUCUGCUUGCUCUCCUACAAUCCUAUCUAAACCUGGACAUCGACCCCAUUCGUGGCCUGUUCUUGAGGCCUUUGCAUUAUUAGCAGGUUUGGUCAAUGUUGAGAGUCUUGACAAGGUGCGCAUAGACCGAGACAUUGCGCAGAGACCCUUGGACAUUCCUUCGUGUCGAUCAGCAGAACACGUACGACACUUUUGCGCUGCGGAUUCUCAGACUCUACACAUAUUCAGAGUAAGGAAGUUGGGGGAAGUGAACAACUGCAACCGAGAUACCAUCCAGCUUUCGAGCUACGCGGUGAUGACCAUGCUCUGAGCGCUCAGCAUCAUCGUCGGCGAGAAAACUACGCUUGAAAAGCGACUGCGAUUGCUUCGCCUGCACCUUUCGGAUUAGCGAGUCAUCUCAACUUCGAAGAAACCGCAAUGACUCCAACGACCACCCGCAGCUAUCGGCCUGCGCAAACAAUGCCCAAAAUGACAAUCUCUACUACUCUCCUCCUCUGCGCGAGCACACUUCUUCUCGCCUUUCCCGCUGCCGCGCAAACUUUCCCAUACGUUCCCACAGAGAUUCUCAUGCCCGAUCCAACAUGUGUCGACGGUAGCGUUCCAUGUAGUGCUUCGAAUCUAGCAUACAUCUUCCGGCAAACAGCUUCAGGCAAUGUCGAGUUUCGAGCCCUCGACUUUUCUAAGAGUAUCGAUGCGGACGAGGACAGCCUUGAGCGCGCAAGCAAUGACACUGUCUUACCUUUUCUCGACGGUAGUUCAAAGAGCACUGCCUUUGGUGCUGCGAGAACGGCGAAUGGCUCUGUACUCGUUUAUGCAGGUGACUGCGAAUCUGGCAGCGGCGAUGUCUGGAGCUUCGACUAUAGCAACGAUCAAGGCGAGUGGUCUCGUCGGGGUCUCAAGAACGGCGGCGACACCCGUCGUGCACCGUAUUUCCUCGGAGGCACUGUUGCCUUUUCCUCCAGCCUCGCUCCUGAUAUGGACCAGCCAACUCUUUAUACUUAUGGAGGAAUGUGCGAGACACCCGAGUCUGGAAGUGAAGCGACGAACUGGCAGAGUAAUGCCAACUACACCAAAUCGAUGCUGAGACUCGCACCUCACGAUAGCGAUGCUUUUACCUCGUAUGAGAUGAGCGUCGCUUCCAGUGGUGGACCAAAAACACCCAUUGCAGGCUUUACUCUAACUGGUCUCACGCCCUCGAUGACCAAUAAAUCUGGCAUUGUGACGCAGCAGAUGAGUUAUGUACUUCUUGGUGGACAUACCAAGACAGCCUUUAUCAACAUGAGCACAGUCGCUGUAUGGAAUCUUCCCGCUGAGUCGUGGAGUUAUGUCAACAUUCAACCUCCAAACGUUGAUAUGCCAAAGUCAGAUCUUGCUGUGAAGGAUGCGAGCUCUCAGAAUCGUCGCAGAAGCACAAACACUGCGGAUAAUGUCUACAGCCGUUCUGGGCAUACUGCGACGCUCAGCGAGGAUGGAAGCUCUAUCAUUGUUAUAGGAGGAUGGGUUGGCGAUGUUAAUACUCCUGCUGAACCACAACUUGCGAUCCUCGAGAUGAGCGAGAUCUACAGCGGGUGGCAGUGGAAGAUCCCUGACGAACAACCUGAUUUCAAUGGAAUCUACGGCCAUGGCGCUGCAGUGUUGCCAGGAAAUAUGCUCAUGGUCUACGGCGGGUGGGAGUCUUCGGGCUCUUCCUCACGGAAAGUCAAGCGUCAAGCCUCAUCUGGAACACUUCGCUUCUACAAUAUCACGUCAGGUUCAUGGGGAUCCCAAUACACAAACCCCGCCUCUAGCUCAUCGGAUGAUGAUAACGACGCGCCCAAGGAUGAUAACAAAGGAUCAAACUCAAAGCGCCUCGGCCUCGGUCUCGGUCUAGGCUUUGGUAUCGCUGCCCUGAUCGGCAUCAUCAUUGGUGCUCUGUGUUGGUACAAGAGACGCAAACGGCAUAUCAGCAAGCGAGAAGAAGCUGUCAGGGCGCUGUCUCAAGAUCCCAACUACUAUAACAACGAAUACCCCGAGAUGAUGGAAAAUGAUCCUUGGGGGCUCGAUAGUGCCCCUUGGUAUGGCACUGGCGAGAGCCCUUAUGCCGCUGGUGAGCGAUCCCUAGGCUACGAGUCUAUGAGAGGCGCUCGAAGUGGUCUCCCCGGACUUCACAUUCCACACAAAUCUAUGGCAAGACCGUCACGAGGAGGCUAUAUACCUACGGGACCACGGCCUACAAGUUUCCCGGGUCCAAUCCAUCCGAUCUAUGAGGACGAUGAAGAGGAACCCUAUCACAAUCGAGGCCUUUAUGAUCACGUCCCGACACCUACAUCAGAGGUUCCUUCAGAUCCUUUCCAGACUCCAGUCGCAGGCGUGGGUCCGAAUAAUAUUCCUCACCCCAUUUGCCUGACUCCUGGAGGUGGUAACAGAGCCUCAGCAACACCUAGCCCUGAGAGCCCGCGACAUGAUCCUGAGGUUCAAGAUUGGGUCACUGAAGUUGAUGCUGCGGAAGGACUACUUGCACGCAUGAAUAGUCGACGAAGCCAACACCAGAAUGUACAGAACCUCGAUAGCGCCGAAGGCUUGCUUGCGCGCAUGAAUAGCCGACGAAGCCAGAACCAAGGAAGCGUGGGUCACAGCCAGGGUCGUUCUUCACCAACGCGGCAUAACUCGACCCGUUCAGCUGCUCUGCGAGAUGAUGAAUCACGAAGCGGAUCUAACUUGUCCGAGUCAGCACGGAGCGCAGCAGAAAGCAUCAAGGCUAAAGCACGUCAACUCAACCCUCUCGCUCCAGCAUUCCUAGCCGCCGGUGCCGAGCACCCUAAGCCAGGCAGUUCGUCGUCUAGUAGUUACAACACAGCCCGCUCGUCAUUUGGUGUUCUUCAAGCAGAGGGUCCUUCGUUACUUAUGGGAGACCGAGCUCCUCGCUACGAUGAUGAUGAGCCCUCGUCGCCGUCCAAGUCAAAGCCACGUAGGGGAUGGCUGGGCUCUCUUCGGCGAGUGUUUUCAGGGGCUAGUACCCCAACAUCAUCCCGCGAAGAUAUGUCUGGCGUGCGGCGUUCGUUUGACCAAGAGCCCGUGACUGGUGAUUACGAGCCCGGUCUGGUAGGUCUACGCGGCGAGCUUCUUAGAAGGAAGAAAGGUCGACAGGACUGGGAAGGUGUUGAAGGCGAUUCGCAUGGUGCUAUGAUGUCUGGUGGAGCCGGACCCGAGCCUGGAGCUGAGUCUGACUGGGAUAUUGAGAAGGCUGUUGAGCAGCGAUUGGUGCAGGUCAUGUUCACUGUCCCUCGAGAACGUUUAAGGGUUGUUAAUGGCAACGAGGAGGGAAGCGAUCGAGAAGACGAGGUGCCGAUGAAGCCACACAAGGCUGAGUUUGUUGAUCCAGAUAACGAGAGUCAGACAUCAGGGGGUGUCAGUAUUCGUGAGAAGCGGGAUGAACGUGAAUUUGGACAUGCUGGCAUUCGACCAGUGGUGGAACCAAAGAGGGACGACGAGAUUAAUGAAAAGCAACCGCUUGUUCAGGAUGAUCAAGAACAGCUGAAUGAGAGGCGGCGUCUUGAGGAAGAGAGACAGCGGCUGAUGGAUGAGAAGCGUGCUGAGGAACAACGUCUCUCAGAAGAGAAAUCUCGACAAGCACAACAGAAGGACAAGGAGUCUACGAGGAGAGAGCAACCACAACCUACAUCACAAGAACAACAGCAACUUCCUCCAGAAAAACUACAACACCCGGAACCCCCUCAUCUUCAGCCACCUCAACCUCUCUUCCAGCGCAGCUCCCGGGAUUCUUCACCGUCGUCAUCACGUUCUCCUUCUCCUCUACCAUCUCCUGGCCACCCCUCUCACUCAAGACGACACACACGAGGCAACUCAAACAACUCAAUCGGCGGCUUCCUCCACCCAGAUCUGGCUCCACUAGAACCGCGCUUCUCACACGAAACAGAUCGUUCCUCGGGUGUACUUCUCGAAGCUCAAGCAGUUCCCCUCACACGAGAACGAGCUCGAACACGCGUCUUGGCUAUGGUCGAUAGUUUCGAGAGUCUAAGUCGCGAGAACAGCCCGAGUCCCACACGGUUCCAGUAGUUGGAGAAGAAAAGAUGCAUAAGGUUUUGCACAGAGCGUGGAUUUGUUACUUUGGUUUGCAGGGUGUUUGGGUGCAGGAUGACUGGAACAUAGGGAUUGCUUGAUUUGGAAUUCGCUUCAGCAUUUUGGAAGCUUCAGGACAUAUUUGAUUUGGAUUGCCAUGAGUCUUGGAUCUGUAUAUAUACAUCAUGUAUCUAUGUGCUCAAGAUUCUACCCUACAAUUGGGAUACGAUUAAAAGACAGGAAUUCGCUUUUACACUUCAUGCCCAGUCUUGAUUUAGUCCUUCACCG
Messenger RNA from Fusarium odoratissimum NRRL 54006, 4608 nucleotides. RefSeq lists its product as uncharacterized. The record is from RefSeq and is a predicted model, not a curated record. Lineage: Eukaryota; Fungi; Ascomycota; Sordariomycetes; Hypocreales; Nectriaceae. Gene Ontology annotation, molecular function: protein binding. Bases 679 to 4317 code for a protein of 1212 amino acids. The transcript has a single exon.